This is a messenger RNA of Heteronotia binoei (common prickly gecko), 3171 nucleotides long. Its product is annotated as cytochrome P450 1A5-like. The record is from RefSeq and is a predicted model, not a curated record. Gene Ontology annotation, biological process: progesterone metabolic process; hormone biosynthetic process. Gene Ontology annotation, molecular function: iron ion binding; steroid 17-alpha-monooxygenase activity; heme binding. Lineage: Eukaryota; Metazoa; Chordata; Lepidosauria; Squamata; Gekkonidae. The coding region runs from base 192 to 1760 and encodes 522 amino acids. The transcript is spliced from 7 exons.
GGGAGCUUUGACCGCAGGAAGGGAAGGGGUUCGUUCCUCCAGCUGCAACCUAUAAAGUGAUCUCUUGAGCCUUCUGGGAAGGCACAUCUAGCCCACCAGCCAAAGACAGAGAUCCAGAUUUGUUGCAGAAGAGGGAGGCACGUUCAAACCGUGACGUACAGGACUCUUGGGCCCUGAUAUUGAAGGUCACCAUGCUGUUCUUGGCAAGCCUGAGCCUAGGGCUUCUAUCAGCCACAGAAUUCCUCCUUGCCGCUGUUGUUUUCUGCUUCAUCUUAAUGACCGUCAAAUCCUCCGGGAAGCGGAUACCCCGAGGACUCAGGGAACUCCCCGGGCCUGCGGGCUACCCGUUGAUCGGCAGCGUUCUGGAGAUGGGGAAGAACCCCCACCUGAGCCUGACUCAGAUGAGCGAGAAAUACGGGGAUGUGAUGAAGAUCCGUAUCGGCACGAGGCCCGUGUUGGUGCUGAGUGGGCUGGAGACCAUCAAGCAAGCCUUGGUGAAGCAAGGGGGAGACUUCAUGGGCCGCCCUGACCUGUACACCUUGCGGCAUAUUACAGAUGGCCAGAGUAUGACCUUUAGCACGGAUUCUGGGGUGGUGUGGGGGGCCCGCAGGAAGCUGGUCCAGAGCGCCUUACGGAAUUUUGCUUCCGCUUCCAGCUCGGGUUCUUUGUCCUCCAGCCUGCUGGAAGAACAUGUCUCCGAAGAGGCAGAACGCUUGGUCACAACACUGCAGCAGGUGAUGCAGGAACAGCAGGGAUUAGACCCCUCUCGGUACCUUGUGGUCUCCGUGGCCAACGUGGUUACCGCCAUGUGCUUCGGCAAGCGCUACAGCCACGACGACCAGCAGCUUCUCAGCAUCGUGAACGAAAGCGAAGAGUUUGUGGAAGUCGCCUCCUCUGGGAAUCUUGUCGAUUUCUUCCCCUUGCUUCAGUUCCUCCCCGGAAAGAGCAUGAAGAAGUUCAAGGCAUUCAAUCGACGGUUCACCGAUUUCCUGCAGAAUAUCGUCAAAGACCAUUAUGAGAGUUUCAGUAAGGACAACAUCCGAGACAUCACGGACUCCCUCAUUGAUCUCAGUCAAGAAAAGGACAGAAAUACAAAGAUUCAGCUCCCCACUGGGAAAAUAGUGAACCUCGUUAAUGACAUUUUUGGUGCUGGUUUCGACACAGUGACCACAGCCUUAACCUGGUCUCUCGCGUAUCUUGUCGUUUAUCCCGAAAUCCAGAAGAAGAUUCAGGGAGAAAUAGAUGAAACCAUUGGCAGAGAGAGGAAGCCAAGACUGUCAGAUCGUCCCCUUCUGCCUUAUACAGAAGCCUUUAUCCAAGAAAUGUUCAGACAUUCCUCCUUCCUACCUUUCACAAUCCCUCACUGCACAACCAGAGACACCGUCUUGAAUGGCUACUACAUCCCCAAGGAUAUGUGCGUCUUUGUCAACCAGUGGCAAGUCAACCACGAUAAAGACCUUUGGAAGGAUCCUUCCAUCUUUAAACCAGAACGUUUCCUUUCUGACAACGGGAAGGAAGUCAACAAGGACGAGUGCGAGAAGGUCUUGGUCUUUGGUUUGGGCAAGAGGAGAUGCGUCGGGGAGACGAUCGCUCGGUGGGAGGUCUUCCUCUUCUUGACCACUCUGCUACAGGAGCUCCAGUUUACGAUCCAGGACCGGGUCACGUUGGACAUGACGCCUCGCUACGGGCUCUCCCUGAAGCUGAAGAGAUGCGAGCACUUCCAAGUGACCAAGCGCUCCCCGAAGAGGCCCGCCGAGUGAACUGCAAAGCAAAAUGGACCUUUUGUGGCAUGUCGAUUCCUGCAGGCACUUAGAAUAACACGGGGGUGUUUUCGCGCACAUUAAAUAAUGCACUUUCGAUCCACUUUGCGAGACAGUUGCGGUAGUGGGUUGAAGGUGCAUUAUUUAGCACUUGUGAAAGCACCUGUGGAAUCAUAGGAGGCUUCCACACGUGCUAAAUAAAUGCAGUUUCAAUCCACUUCAGCGACCCUUUGCAAUGGGUUUUACCCAGGGCUUUUUUUUGUAGUGGGACCUUCUUUGCAUAUGAGGCACACCCCUGAUGUAGCCAAUCCUCCAAGAGCUUCUUAGUACAGGGCCUACUGUAAGCUCCAGGAGGAUUGGCUACAUCAGGGGUGUGUGGCCUAAUAGGCAAAGGAGCUCCUGCUACAAAAAAGCCCUGGUUUUGCCAUCUCACACAGUAAAAAUCAGUUGCGAAGUACACUGAAGGUAAAUCGAAAGUACAUUAUUUAGUGUGUUUGAAAGCGCCUUUAGAGUUGGAAGAAGAAGAAGAAUUGCAGAUUUAUACCCCACCCUUCUCCCUGAAUCAGAGACUCAAGGUGGCUUACAAUCUCCCAUGUCUUCUUCCCCCACAACAGACACCCUGUGAGGUGGGUGGGGCUGAGAGAGCUCUCCCAGAAGCUGCCCUUUCAAGGACAGCUCUGCCAGAGUUAUGGCUGACCCAAGGCCAUUCCAGCAGCUGCAAGUGGAGGAGUGGGGAAUCAAACCCGGUUCUCCAAGAUAAGAGUCUGCGCACUUCAUCACUACACCAAACUGGCCUUCCAGGGUCCUCUAAGGGGGCCAUGAGAACUAAGCCCUGAUGCAGCCCUUCCUGCCAAAUCUGCCAAACGUACCCUCUCCUGGUCCAAGCCCCCGGUCUGCGCAGGGGUUCCCCCGCCUGAGAGGUUCCCAACCCACUGGCCCACAUUGGGCCGGUAGGGGGAAGCUCCCCCGACGUUGCCGGCGCAACGACAGUACCCAGAAGUGAUGUCAUCGUGCUGGCCAUAGAGUUUUCCCCUCCCAAAUGGCUAAAGCAUCCAAGAAAACCAUAGAGUUUUCCCCAGAAAUUCCUAGAGUGGCUACCGCAGCGAUGACAUCACUUCCGGGAAGCGUCAUUGUGCCCCGUGCGCGCUUUGAGACCCCCGCCAGAGGCUGCAAAGGACUUGGCAACCCUACUUGGUCCCCCAGCUUCUUGCUCCUAUUGUUUAUGCUUUGCUAAUUAAAUUAGCACCCCCCAGUGCCCCCUCCGGAAAAUAUCCUAGAUAUGAGCCUGUCUUAGGGUCAGAGGGAACAAAGAAACAAGAUGGAGUUAAUCAGAACUAGAAAGAGGAGUGAGCUAUUAUUUCCAUGUAACCCUUUCCCAAAGUCUGAAGUAAACUUUUUCUUCGAGUUUAAA